AUGGGACGUCGUAUUCGAGUCCAGCGUAAAGGAAAGAGUGGAAUCUUCAAGGCUCACACUCACCACCGCAAGGGAGCUGCCAAGCUUCGUGCCAUCGACUAUGCCGAACGACAAGGAUACAUCAAGGGCGUCGUAAAGGACAUCAUUCAUGAUCCCGGACGUGGUGCUCCUCUUGCCAUCGUUCACUUCCGCAAUCCAUACCGCUACCAGACGAUCAAGAGCACUUUCAUCGCCGCAGAGGGAAUGCACACUGGCCAAUUUGUCUACUGCGGAAAGAAAGCCCAAGUCCAAAUCGGAAACGUUGUCCCAGUUGGAGAGCUUCCCGAGGGUACCGCCAUUUGCAACAUCGAAGGCAGAACUGGUGAUCGAGGAGUGCUUGCCCGAGCCUCAGGAAACUAUGGAACAGUUGUUGCCCACAACCCUGACACUGGAAAGACCCGUAUCCGCCUUCCAUCUGGAGCCAAGAAAGUCAUCGCUUCCAUCAACAGAGCCAUGAUUGGCCUCGUUGCCGGUGGAGGCAGAACAGAUAAGCCUAUGCUCAAGGCCGGAAACUCGUACCACAAGUACAAGGCGAAGAGACACAGCUGGCCACGAGUACGAGGAGUUGCCAUGAACCCAGUUGAACAUCCCCACGGAGGAGGUAACCAUCAACACAUUGGACAUCCUUCAACCGUUGCUCGUGGAACCAGUGCCGGAAAGAAAGUUGGUCUUAUCGCUGCUCGUCGCACGGGAAGAAUUCGCGGAGGAAAGGCCAUCGCUGCCGGAAAAGACGAGGGAAUU
Messenger RNA from Mesorhabditis belari, 780 nucleotides. NCBI's taxonomy places the organism in Eukaryota, Metazoa, Nematoda, Chromadorea, Rhabditida, Rhabditidae. The record is from the annotation of a GenBank genome assembly.